GCACACGGCAGCAGUUGUUUCCGGCUUCUCGUCAGCGACGGAGGCAAGGCGUGUGAGGUUUGGUGUAGCUGCAAUCCCGACGUUGAUCCAGGCCCUUGAACGCGUGCGCGUUAUUUAGCAUUUCUCGUGUUUUGGCGAGAGAUUUCUGCUUGUGUUGCUGGCGCGCGCCCUCUGCGCGGAGUGUGCUGAAAGCACGGGGAAAGCACGACAGACGCGCCGUCAGGGCAGACACCACACCACCACUCUGUGUUGUCCUGGCGCUUGUUUGCAUGCUACGCCAACUUAUCGCCUUCGUAUAUUGAUUGACCUGCAUUGCCGCUUCUAGAACGUCGCUUUUGCCGCUUCGUGGAGUUGCUUUCCCACCAGAUUGAAAUGCGGUCACGAAGCCGUUCCCCUGCUCGCAGGCAUUCUCCACCCCACAGAAGCAGGAGUUCUUAUGGUAAUGGAGAGUCUUCAGGAUCGGCCAGUGACAGAUGUCUGCAUUGCAUGCAAACAGUCAGACGGCACCACCCUGGUCCCGAGGGGGCGCUUCCUGAUAAGGACACCCUUAAAAACAUGAUUGUAAAUCCUCAAGGAGCAAGGCCACAGUGUGGCCAAACCAUACCCGUCGAAGAGGUGCAAAUUCCAAGACGCUAUGGUGAAGGAAUAGAGCCGCUAUUUGGCUUCAUGUCAGCCCGCAGAGUUGUACAAAUAUUGCCUGUCAGGCCUGAUGAAGGAAACAAUCAUGCCAGAUCUAGAUCAAGUUCAAACCAAAGAGAUAGUAGUCGAAGGUUUGAAAGACACGACAGUAGAGGCGAUAGUUCAAGAAGACCUCUUGAUGGUUAUCGCCCGGACAGGGAUGAUGAAAGAAAAAGAGAAGAACGGAGAAAAGAUAGAGAAAGGGAAGAAGAGCGAAGGAGAGAGCUGGCGCGAGACAGAGACCGAGAGCGCGAGCGCAGCAGGAAGAGGGAGGAGCCAAUUAAAACAGAGCCAGAGGAAACAGAAGCUCCUACGGAAGAUCAAGAGACCCACGAAAAUGGAGGACCUUCUCAUGGAGGGCAUGGUCCGAGGCCACCACAAUUCAGACCUCCCGUGCGGCCGCCCAUGUUUUACCCGCCACAUGCGUUCCCUCCUCCCAUGGGUCCACCAAUGUGGGGACCUUAUCCACCCCCACCCAGGCUUUUCCACCCCAGACCGAAUAUUCGCCGCCCUCCUAGGUUUUGAUUCAACGAGUUGUUGUAAUUUAUUAAACAAGCAGAAGAAGUUUCUCCAAGUUUUUACUGCUUUUAAACUUUGUUGAGGCUGAUCAAGUUUUAAUCAUGAAACAUGUAAUGGAGCAUGCAUACACUUUCCAAAAUGUAAAUUCAAAGGGCCCAUGUACAGGACAAGAUGUGCAUUUUAGAUUUUAAGAUAAAAUAAAUUGUUUUUAUUUGUUGA
Molecule: messenger RNA, 1416 nt
Organism: Thrips palmi
Lineage: Eukaryota; Metazoa; Arthropoda; Insecta; Thysanoptera; Thripidae
Product: zinc finger CCCH domain-containing protein 13-like
Exons: 9
Coding region: 373-1203 (276 amino acids)
Source: RefSeq, a predicted model, not a curated record